This is a messenger RNA of Bactrocera dorsalis (oriental fruit fly), 2429 nucleotides long. RefSeq lists its product as uncharacterized. Gene Ontology annotation, molecular function: lipase activity. Lineage: Eukaryota; Metazoa; Arthropoda; Insecta; Diptera; Tephritidae. Bases 41 to 2332 code for a protein of 763 amino acids. The record is from RefSeq and is a predicted model, not a curated record. Gene Ontology annotation, biological process: lipid metabolic process. The transcript has 5 exons.
GCCGUAGACCCAUCAUUGUUAAUUCCCCACCAUUAGCGAAAUGAAGUUUCUUGUGAUCUUGGCGCUUUUUGCGAUGACAGCUUGGGCUGCUCCUGUCGAUGAUGAGGAUGGUUGGUAUGUGCCACAAGCUGAUGGUUCCCUCGUCUGGAUGACUAGUAGCGAGGCUGAAAGUAUGUUGGCAGAACAUGAGAAGAAGGAAAAAAUUAUGGGACGUUUGGAUCUCUCUCCAGUCACCUACUACUUGUACACUCUGUCGAAUCAAAAUGAUGGAGAAAAAAUUACCGCUGACAAGGACUCCAUUUCCAAUUCGCACUUCGAUGCCAGUCAUCCAACUCGUGUCUUAAUUCACGGCUGGACUCAAAGCUAUAAGGCGGACAUGAAUGUUAACAUUCGUGAUGCAUGGCUAUCGCAUGGUGAAUACAACAUUAUCGUUGUUGAUUGGGCACGUGCACGUUCAAUUGACUAUGUCUCAUCCGUCGCCGCUGUUCCUGGUGUGGGAAAGAAGGUUGCCAGCAUGAUUGAUUACUUGGUGAGCAAUCAUGGUUUGAACUUGGAUACUCUCGAAGUGAUCGGUCACAGUUUGGGUGCUCAAAUUUCCGGUUAUGUCGGCAAGAAUGUCGGUACUGGCAAAAUUCAUGCUAUUGUCGGUCUGGACCCUGCUCUCCCACUCUUCAGUUACAACAAACCCAACAAACGUCUCAACUCGGAGGAUGCUCACUAUGUAGAAACAAUUCAGACAUGUGGUGGUAAAUUGGGUUUCUUGAAACCAAUUGGCAAGAGCUCUUUCUAUCCCAACGGUGGUAAGAAUCAACCAGGUUGUGGUACAGACUUGACUGGUGCUUGUAGUCAUGCCCGCUCAUGUAUUUACUACGCUGAAGCCGUGCGUCAAAAUAACUUCCCCUCCAUGCGUUGCAGUGACUACGAAAAUGCCGUUAGUAAGGAAUGUGGUGCUCAGUACAGUGCGGUGAAAAUGGGUGGCCUCUACAAUUAUGAAUUCGUCAGUGGUGAUUACUACGUUCCAGUCCACAGCACUGCUCCCUAUGUGUAUGGCAACUCUUUUGCACUUGGUGGCAGCAGCAAUUUCGACGAAACGAAAGGUUGGUUCGUGCCUCAAGCGGAUGGCAGCUUUUCAUGGAUCUCGCAGUCAGAACACAAAGAGCGUUUACUGGGCGCCGAGCGCACUUCGGUUACUGUAAAAUUCUACCUUUACCAUCGCUCGAACCGUGACGGUCGUGAAGUAGAACUCGAUGAUGCAUCCUCACUCUCUGCAGCCGGUUUCAAUAAAAAUUGGCCUACCCGCAUUACGAUUCACGGCUGGAAUAGCAAUCUGAAUGCCGGUGUUAAUGUUAAAGUACGAAAUGCGCUUUUGGAAACCGCACUUGGUGGCAGCAGCAAUUUUGAUGAAACGACAGGUUGGUUCGUGCCUCAAGCGGAUGGCAGCUUUUCAUGGAUCUCGCAGUCAGAACACAAAGAGCGUUUACUGGGCGCCGAACGUACUUCGGUUACUGUAAAAUUCUACCUUUACCAUCGCUCGAACCGUGACGGUCGUGAAGUAGAACUCGAUGAUGCAUCCUCACUCUCUGCCGCCGGUUUCAAUAAAAAUUGGCCUACCCGCAUUACGAUUCACGGCUGGAAUAGCAAUCUGAAUGCCGGUGUUAAUGUUAAAGUACGAAAUGCGCUUUUGGAAACCGGUAAUUACAAUGUAUUCGCUGUUGAUUGGAGCGUUGACGCACAGACGGCUAAUUAUGCCAGUGCACGUUAUAAGGUUUCCAGUGUUGGUGCCGUAGUCGCUAAUUUUGUUGACUUUCUGAGUGAACACGGUAUGUCUUUUGAUUCACUUGGCUUGGUUGGUCAUAGUCUGGGCGCACAUGUUGCUGGCUUCACUGGCAAGAAGGUGAGCCGUGGUAAAGUUCACACCAUUGAGGGGCUCGAUCCUGCGCUGCCUUUGUUUAACUACGAUGAAUGUUCGUCGCGCCUUUGCAGCAGUGACGCCAGCUAUGUUGAGUCGAUUCAAACUGACGGCGGCAAAUUGGGCUUUCUACGUCCCAUCGGUAAGGCGGCCUUCUAUCCAAAUGGCGGUAAGAGUCAACCGGGCUGCGGGGUCGAUUUAACUGGCGGUUGCGCUCACGAACGCGCUGUACUCUACUACGCUGAAGCUAUUAUUGAGAACAACUUCCCAAGUAUGAAGUGCGGUGAUUACGAAGAUGCAGUGGAUAAGAGCUGUGGUAACACUUAUAGUGCAGUCCGUAUGGGUGCAGAAUCGAACUUUGGCAUAAGUGGCACGUACUAUGUGCCGGUCAAAAGCUCUGAACCUUACGGUUAUGGAUCAUAGAAUAUCGUGUUUAUGAAUAAAGAAAUAUAAUGAUGAUUGUAAUAUAUUAUUAUAUGGAAUGAGAAGGAAUGGCAAUAGUAGAUGAAUAUCGGGGAAA